GUUUUUCCCCUUGCAGCAGCAAGAUGGCAGCUAUCUUGAAGAUCCUCACAAGCCAUCACCAUCUCCUGUGGUACACGUUAGAGGAUUGUCUGAUGGAGUUAUGGAGGCGGAUCUUGUAGAGGCACUACAGGAGUUUGGUGCCAUCAGCUAUGUUGUGAUGAUGCCCAAGAAGAGACAGGCAUUAGUGGAGUUUGAAGAUCUGAAUGGUGCAUGUGCUUGUGUGAACUUCGCAGUUGAAAGCCAGAUCUAUGUCGGUGCGCAGCCUGCUUUCGUGAACUACUCGACUAGUCAGAAAAUUUCCAGACCUGGUGAUUCUGAUGAUUCCAGAAAUGUGAACAACAUACUGCUGUUCACAGUGAUGAACCCUAUCUAUCCAAUUACAACAGAUGUUUUGUACACCAUAUGCAAUCCAUGUGGACCUGUGCAAAGGAUUGUCAUAUUCAGGAAAAAUGGAGUCCAGGCAAUGGUGGAAUUUGACUCGGUACAGAGUGCACAGAGAGCAAAAGCAUCUCUCAAUGGAGCAGACAUUUAUUCUGGGUGUUGUACUUUGAAGAUUGAAUAUGCAAAGCCUACUCGAUUGAAUGUCUUCAAAAAUGAUCAGGACACAUGGGACUAUACAAAUCCUACUUUGGGAGGACAAGGCGAUCCUAACAAGCGCCAGCGCCAGCCAGCCUUGCUUGGAGAUCAUCCAUCUGAGUACGGGGCUCCACAAGGAGGAUAUAGUCACUAUCCAGAUGAUGAUUAUGGUCCACCUGCCCAUUAUGAACGUCGAAGGAUGGGAGGACCACCUCCAGUGGGGGGCCCUCACCGGGGCCCACCCAGUCAACGCUAUGGACCUCAGUAUGGACCUCCACCUCCACCGCCUCCACCAGAAUAUGGUCCUCAAGCAGAGAGCCCAGUACUGAUGGUUUAUGGUUUGGACCCUUCAAGAAUGAAUUGUGAUCGAGUGUUUAACAUCUUCUGUUUGUAUGGAAAUGUGGAAAAGGUGAAGUUCAUGAAGAGUAAGCCAGGUGCUGCCAUGGUAGAAAUGGGAGAUGGAUUUGCUGUGGAUCGUGCCAUCAGCCAUUUGAAUAAUACUUAUAUGUUUGACCAAAAAUUAAAUGUCUGUGUAUCCAAACAACAGGCUAUAAUGGCUGGUCAAUCAUAUGAGCUUGAAGAUGGGUCUUGCAGUUUUAAGGAUUUCUCUGGCUCCAGAAACAAUCGCUUCACCACUCCAGAGCAAGCCAGCAAGAACAGAAUUCAGCACCCAAGCAAUGUCCUACAUUAUUUCAAUGCCCCUCCAGAGGUGACCGAGGAAGCCUUCUGUGAGGUAUGUGAUGAGCUGGGUUUGAAGAGACCAUCUGCCUUCAAGUUAUUCUCUGGAAAGAGUGAGAGGAGUUCCUCUGGCCUGAUUGAGUGGGAUUCAAAGAAUGAUGCCAUGGAAUCAUUGUCUCUGCUGAAUCAUUAUCAAAUGAAAAACCCAAGUGGCCCUUACCCAUACACUCUGAAACUCUGCUUCUCCACAGUGCAGCAUGCAGCAUGAAAACUCAAAAUACUUCAGACAAGAUGGACUGCUAGCCAUUCUCCAUUGUUGUGACUGUUUGUAUUUUUAGUAUUUUAUGCAAAGUUGAUAACUUGCAGUAACCUUCAUUUGUGUAAAAGGCAUGAGCCACAGUUUAUGAUGCAUAUUCCAGUUUUUUUAUUUUAGUAGAUUUCAGUUAAUCUUUUGUAAUCUGUAUUGUAGAAGUGAAAUGUCCCUUCACUUUUAUUAGCUGGGAUUUAAUGUGGAUCACAGCACUGCAAUUGAAUAAACAAACAGUUUAACUGGCA
Molecule: messenger RNA, 1809 nt
Organism: Rhincodon typus (whale shark)
Lineage: Eukaryota; Metazoa; Chordata; Chondrichthyes; Orectolobiformes; Rhincodontidae
Product: heterogeneous nuclear ribonucleoprotein L
Exons: 12
Coding region: 101-1522 (473 amino acids)
Biological process (GO): mRNA processing; regulation of RNA splicing
Cellular component (GO): nucleus
Molecular function (GO): mRNA binding
Source: RefSeq, a predicted model, not a curated record